AUGCCCGAGCAGCCAAUCGUCGAGAAAGCCGAUAGCAAUGGGCACGCCGAGCCUGAGGCUGCAAAGAGAACAAGAUCAGAAGGUUCGGGUGAGGCCGAGGAGCAAGUGGAGCCGCACAAGAAGCUGCGCAAGGCGACUGAGGAGCCCGAGUCGGCAUCGGAGACCGUAUGCGAGGACAAGGCGGAGCACGGGGACGAUUCAGGCGGCGAACAACAGACGACGCGCAACGGCGAAUUGAGCGCGGCCGCAGAGGCGCAGCCGCAGAAGCAGGCGGCUGGCGAUGCCCCCAGGACCGCGUUCGGCGAGCGGCCGCCGUUUGUCGCUGCAAAGCCGUUCGGCGCUGCAGGGUUCAGCGUCAAGAAGGACGGCGCCGCCGCGAGCGGCAGCGCCAGCCCACCGGGGGCUGGCGCCCCUAGCGCCGGGGACCCCAAGCCGUUCUCCUUCGGCUCCGGGCUUGCAUUUGGCAGUGGCUUCAAAGUGCUGAAGCCCGAUGCCAAGCCCGGCAGCACCAUAUUCGACAAGAAGGAUGGCACCACCUCUCCGCUGCCGGAGUCGACGGCUGCGUCCGUGGCGUCCGAGGCUUCGGACGCUGCAGACUCGGACGCACGUGAGGCCAGCAUCUGUCUGCAGAAGCAGGUCACACAAACGGGCGAGGAGGCAGAGGACUCACUGUACCAGGCCAAUGUCAAACUGUACCAGCUCGUCAGCAUCUCUGAGGGCUGGAAGGAGCGUGGCGUAGGGCCUGUGCACGUCAAUAAGGACCGUUCCACCGGUCGGGCCCGCCUCGUCAUGCGUUCCCGCGGCCUGCUGAAGGUCAUCCUCAACCUGCCGCUCGUCAAGGGCUUUUCGAUCCAGAAGGGCUUCCCAGGCUCGCUGCAGAGUGAAAAAUUCAUCCGCAUUUUGGCCGCCGACAGUAGUAAAGGCCCGGUGCAGUACGCACUGAAGACCGCCGCCCCGCCAGUUGCCGAACAGCUUUACAAAACCAUCGCGGACCUCAUCCCGGACAAGCCGUCCGUGUAA
This is a messenger RNA of Eremothecium gossypii ATCC 10895, 1020 nucleotides long. It is a transcript of the gene YRB2, whose product is annotated as Yrb2p. Gene Ontology annotation, biological process: protein import into nucleus. Gene Ontology annotation, cellular component: nuclear pore; cytoplasm. NCBI's taxonomy places the organism in Eukaryota, Fungi, Ascomycota, Saccharomycetes, Saccharomycetales, Saccharomycetaceae. The record is from RefSeq and is marked provisional. The coding region runs from base 1 to 1020 and encodes 339 amino acids. Gene Ontology annotation, molecular function: GTPase activator activity. The transcript has a single exon.